AUGAGGGGAUUUCGUAGAAGUACGAGGAUUUUUAUCCUCUGUUUGCUCGGCGUUUCUGUGUUCGUUCCCAUUUUUUUACUGUCUCACAGGCUGAAACUUAUUAGCUCUGAUUCUUCGAAGGAAUUUCUGGAAGAUUUAUCGAUUAUUAAACACAGAAAAGAGGCUCAAACACUUGGUGCAAUAGAGCAGGAUGAAGGUGAAGGUUUGAAAGAACCAGUCUGGGUGGUGUACGAAGAAGAAGAAGGCUUCAAAUCUGCAGUUAGCUUUAGUUCUAGGGAGGACAAUAUAAUUGUUGAAUCUGGAAAUGCAGCAGAUGAUGUUAAUUUGUCUGCAAAACAUGCAACCGAUGAUGGAGCAAGGGAAGAUGACCGCAUAAGUCUGCAGGAGGAUAAGUUGCUGAUGUCUGUGGAAAAGGAAGACUCGCACCCAAAUGUGGUUCAAAGUGAUCACGCUGUAAAGUCUACUUCACGGAAGAUAGAUGAGAAGGUGAAAGAAAUGAAAGACCAAGUGAUCAGGGCCAAAGCUUACCUAAAUUUCUCGCCUGCAAAUAGCAGCUCUCAUAUUGUAAAAGAGUUGAAGCUAAGAAUAAAAGAGGUUGAAAGAGCUAUGAUACAAUCCACCAGAGAUUCUCAUGUGUCUAAGGGUUCUCUGCAGAAAAUGAAAGCUAUGGAGUCCACCUUGUUAAAAGCCAGUCGUAUUUACCCUGACUGCUCUGGCAUGGUGAAAAUACUUCGUGCAAUGACAUAUAACACUGAAGAGCAGGUUCGAAAGCAGACGAAACAAGAAACUUUUCUUAAAGAACUUGGUGGAAGAACUAUACCAAAAGGCUUGCAUUGCCUCUCUAUGAGAUUGACUGCUGAAUACUUUGCCCGAGAGACUGAGAAAUGGGAAUUCCCUAACAAACACAAAGUACAUGAUCCAGAUCUUCAUCACUUUGCUGUUUUCUCUGACAACAUUUUGGCUUCUUCAGUUGUUGUGAACUCAACCAUAUCAACUGCUACGGAUCCAGAGAGAGUAGUAUUUCAUAUAGUGACGGAUUCCCUCAACUUCCCAGCAAUGUCGAUGUGGUUCUUACUGAAUCCUCCUGGAAAAGCUACAAUCGAUAUUGAAAGCAUAGACAAUUUUGGAUGGUUAUCCAUCGGAUAUAAUGCAACUCUGCAGAAAGAAGACUCUGUCGAUCCAAGAUAUAUUUCUGUACUCAACCAUCUUCGUUUUUAUUUGCCAGAUGUUUUUCCCCUUCUGAAUAAGAUUGUGCUUCUCGACCAUGAUGUGGUGGUGCAAAGGGAUCUGGCAGGACUUUGGAGCAUUGACAUGAAAGGCAAAGUAAAUGGUGCUGUUGAGACUUGCAAUGAAGGCAAGCCUUCAUUCCGUCGUAUGGACAUGUUUGUUAAUUUCACAGACCCUAUGGUAGCAGAGAGGUUCGAUGCCACAGCAUGCACAUGGGCUUUUGGGAUGAAUGUGUUCGAUCUUCAAGAAUGGAGGAGACAUGAUUUAACUGGGGUCUAUCAUAAAUACCUCCAUUUGGGAAACGAGAGGCCAUUGUGGAAAGCCGGUAGCUUGCCUAUCGGUUGGAUCACAUUCUACAAACAUACAGUACCUUUAGAUAAGAGAUGGCAUGCCCUUGGUUUGGGUUAUGACUCGGGUGCAAGUCCGGACGACAUAGGAAAGGCAGCAGUGAUACAUUUCGAUGGAAUCUUGAAACCAUGGUUGGAUAUUGGGCUUGAGAAGUACAAAUGCUAUUGGAGGAAACAUGUCAAGUACGACCAUCCAUUCCUACAGCAGUGCAAUAUCCACAUGUAG
Molecule: messenger RNA, 1800 nt
Organism: Fraxinus pennsylvanica
Lineage: Eukaryota; Viridiplantae; Streptophyta; Magnoliopsida; Lamiales; Oleaceae
Source: the annotation of a GenBank genome assembly